Messenger RNA from Hibiscus syriacus, 1047 nucleotides. Its product is annotated as polyadenylate-binding protein-interacting protein 11-like. The transcript is spliced from 10 exons. The record is from RefSeq and is a predicted model, not a curated record. The coding region runs from base 18 to 860 and encodes 280 amino acids. Lineage: Eukaryota; Viridiplantae; Streptophyta; Magnoliopsida; Malvales; Malvaceae. Gene Ontology annotation, molecular function: RNA binding.
CUGAAACACGUUUGAUCAUGGCGGUCGUUGGGUCAUCGGAAAAUGGGUUUGAAGAGAAGAAUCAGCAGGAGAUGCUUAAUGAGCAUAGCAAUGACGAAAAUGGUGAAAAAUUGAAGAACGGAAUAAAUGAUUUGGCUGAGAUGUUGUCUAACCUGAACCCAAUGGCUAAGGAGUUCAUACCCCCUUCUCUUGCUAAUCGAUCUUCUGUAAAUGGAAAGAGGAGGAAUAGAAAGUAUGUUCAAGCAAAGAGAAAGUUGAAUAAGAAAACAGGCAUUCCUCGGAGAACUGAUGCUAUUAGGAACACCGUUUAUGUUACUGAUAUUGAUCAAAAGGUUACAGAGGAGGUUCUUGCAGGUCUCUUUCAGAGUUGUGGACCGAUUGUUGAUUGUCGCAUAUGUAGUGAUCCUACAUCGGCUCUCCACUUUGCCUUCAUCGAGUUUCAUAAUGAAGAGGAUGCAAAGGCUGCUUUGAAAUUGUCUGGAACCGUUCUCGGGUUUUACCCGUUGAAAGUGAUGCCUUCCAAGACUGCAAUUGCACCUGUUAACCCGACAUAUUUACCCAAGUCCGAUGACGAGCGUGAGAUGUGCUCAAGGACCAUUUACUGUGCAAACAUACACAGGAAGGUUACUCAAGCUGGCAUCAAACUCUUCUUUACAUCAAGUUGUGGAGAGGUUCGGCGCUUGAGGCUAUUGAAAGACUCUAAGCAUCCAACUCAAAGUGCUUUUGUGGAGUUCACAACGGCCGAGAGUGCCACUGCAGCUCUCAACUUCAGUGGUGCAGUUCUGGAAUCACUGCCGAUUAGGGUAGCCCCAUCGAAGACACCUGUUCGUCGUCGUGCUCCUCGCCCUGGAAAGCACUGAGUCAUCCUCGCUUGUUUCUUUCUCAGAGACCAAUCAACCACCAACAUAUAUACGCACAUACAUUAUGUGAUACGGCAGCCGAAAGUACUUUCAGAGCUGAUGUUAUCAUCAUGUUCCUGUGUCCUAGCUCGGUACAUUUGUUACUUCCAGUGGUGUAACUGUGUUGCUGUUUUAUUUCGAAGUUGCA